Messenger RNA from Condylura cristata (star-nosed mole), 330 nucleotides. Its product is annotated as 60S ribosomal protein L23a-like. The coding region runs from base 1 to 330 and encodes 109 amino acids. The transcript has a single exon. Lineage: Eukaryota; Metazoa; Chordata; Mammalia; Eulipotyphla; Talpidae. The record is from RefSeq and is a predicted model, not a curated record.
AUGAAAAAGGAAGUACCUGAGCUUCCCAAAGACAAAGUCCAAGCCCAAGCUUUGAAGACCAAGAAAGCCAUGUUCACAGGUACUUGUAGCCAUACACAAAAAGAUCCAAAUGACAGCCACCAUUCUGGCUGCUCAAGACACUUGACUGAAGGUGGUGCAAAUACCCUUGGAAGAGCACCUCAAGGAGAAACAAGCUUGACCACUAUUAACUUCCCCCUUCCUCCUGUGUCAGCCACAAAGAAGACAGAAGACAGCAACACACUUGUGAAUGUCAAGACCAACAAGCACAGGAUCAAACAGGGCAUGAAAAAGGUCCAUGAUAUUAACUGA